Molecule: messenger RNA, 3342 nt
Organism: Cornus florida
Lineage: Eukaryota; Viridiplantae; Streptophyta; Magnoliopsida; Cornales; Cornaceae
Exons: 6
Coding region: 939-3203 (754 amino acids)
Source: RefSeq, a predicted model, not a curated record
GUGUGUAUAUAUAGAGUGGCUAAACAAAUUGAGAGGCUUAUAAGUUACAACUUAGAACCAUUAUAAAUAUAUGUAUAUAUAUAUAAACCUUACAGAUAAUAAAUAAAUAAUAUUAUCAUAUAUGGCUAUAUAAAUACUUAAAUAGAGAGAAAGAGGUGAACCAAAAAAAAGAUAAAAAAGGAGGUAGACAGAUGCAAAGAAAGAAAGAAGAGAAAGGUCAGGGAAACAUAAGGAAAGAGAAGAAAAUAAUUGGAAUCUAAGAGAAAAAAUUCUGGGCAUUUUGAAUUUUUGUUAUUUGAUCAUCAACAAAGAUUUUUUCUUUGAUCUGUGUCUAUACAUAUAUAUACACACACACAUAUAUGCAAGCAAGUUUUAUGCUAUAUGAUUGCAGGCUGCAGUGGGGCGUCUUUUGAUUUUGUCAAAUGGUAUUUCCUUAUGUCUUUUGGUUCAUUUUGAUGAUGUGCUUCGAUUGCAUCGACCUCGUUCGUUGUAGUUCUGGGUUUGGGCCUUGGUUUUACUAAUAAACCAUGAAAGACUAUCUUUCCAUUGCUUGCCAGUGUGAAGGCAAUACUCAUUUUGCUUCCCAUUCCGUUUUGAUUUAUGAUUUGUGCUUAAACACAUCUGGAUGGUUUUAUGGGAGAGCUGAUGUUGAUGGGAGGAUGCAUUUGUCAGAUAGAUAGUAGCAGCCUCUACCAUAAAUAUGAAAGUCAGUUAGGUCAAUUGUAGCAGAAGUUAGAGGAUGUCUCGUUUUACAAUUUUUUUUGUGAAUCAGAUGGGAUUGGAUUACUUGGAUUCCAUCUGUUCCUUUGGAACAUAGGACUGAUUUUGAUCCCCUGUAGAACUCUUAGAUGAUAGCAAGGAAAAAGUCUGGUACUACGGAUAAGAUAUCAAAGGAAGGAUCUUCUGAAACUUAGAAGAACAAUAUAUUCAACUUAGUCAUGGGCUUGCCUCAAGUGUCCUCGAGCAGAAUUGCUGAGGAAGUGGCAGCAUUGAGCACAUUUGUGCAGACUCCACCUAGAUUGGUUGCUGUGAGCAGCUGUGAUUUAAGUGGGAUGCAUGUAACACACCCAGGUCAUCGAAUACCUGGGGAUUUGCCAUUCGCUUCUUUAAAGGAACUUCCAAAAGAUCAAGAUAACCUCAACUUACAUAAAAAUGGUGCAGCCAAUGUGCAGGGGUUGAGGAUUGGUUCCUCGGAAAUCAAUGGCUUGUUCACACAUAAAGGUAAACAGAAUAUGCAGAGUCCUGUUUCGAGGAUUGUGGGUUUUGAAUCAAGGGCGUUGAAUUCCCCUACUGGUGUGUUCAAGGGAAAGCAAACAGAUGGCUUUCAUUCAUCUACUGCGGUUAAUAGUACUGGUAAUGCAACCGAGAGUGCUGGGUCACCAGUCAGGAAGCGGUUGUUGUCUCCUUUGAAUGGCAUGAUUCUUUCAGAUCAAUUUAGUGGUGAAUCUUUAAACAUUGGCAGAACCAUUUAUAAUUCUGAUUCCAGGUUCGGCAGUGAAAGUAGUGUUACUGUUCUACAAGAGCAUAAAAAGCUUAAUGUAGGCAACUCCAACUAUUUCAGUCAUCAGAUAUGGUCCACCUCAAGUUCCCCAGAAAGGAAGAAUUUGCUGGAUAGCAGUUGUGGAACAAACUCCAGUUUUCUCACUGAUGGCCCUUUGCUUGGGAACAAGGAGCUGCAGUCUUGCAAUCCUUUUUCAUUUUCACCUAGACAAAAUUGCUUUGAACUAACUCCUAAAGCAAGGUAUGAGUCGGGGGCAAUAGCUAUACCACCAAAAAAAGUGGUGUCAUCUCCCCUGUCUUUGUCUCCUCUUGGUCCAAAAUUUUCUGAAAGAAGGAAAACUUUAGGAGGUUGCAGCGAUGCCAGGGAAGAGUUAGAGGAUAACUAUUUAACUUUAAAGGAUAUGGUACAGUCACUUAAUGGAACUAUCUCUGGCAUUUCAUCUUCCGAGAGAGAAGACUCUGAAAUUGCAAGCCUAUCAAUUCAAGAAAUUGAUCUUCUGCAGACAAAGUUUGACAGAUUCACCCCUGAAAAAACCACUGGCAUCUGUGAACAUUGGGGUCAGGAUUCAACUCUUACUCCUCCGUGUGUCAAGUUAGUUAGAACCCUUAGUGGACUGCAUGUCCGAAGGUCCUUGGUUGGUUCAUUUGAGGAAUCUCUAUUAUCUGGUCGUUUAUCGUCUGGGAUAGUCAGUCAGAAAAUCGAUGGUUUCCUUGCGGUUCUUAAUAUUACUGGAGGAAAUUUCUCUCCGCAUCCACAGAAACUUCCAUUUGCUGUAAAUAGCGUGGAUGGAGAGAACUACUUAUUGUACUAUUCAUCAAUAGAACUUGCGGGGAAUUCAAUGUCAAACAAGUGUAGAGGUCCAAAAAUGAAAAGGAGCCUAGGUGUUGAUGAUGCUGGAGCAGAAAGGAGCCGCCUGCGUAUACCAAUGAAAGGAUGCAUCCAACUGGUUCUCAGCAAUCCAGAAAAGACACCCAUUCAUACUUUCUUUUGCAACUAUGAUUUGAGUGACAUGCCUGCUGGCACCAAGACAUUUCUGCGGCAAAAGGUCACUCUAGCUUCACCUGCAACAGCUUCUGUACUGGGUAAUGGAGGACGCAAUGAACCUGGCAAGAAAAAUGAUAUUAAACCUGCUUUAAUAUCAAAAGCUAGUCAUUCUUUAAAGCAUAGUGGUGGUUUUCCUGGUUCAAAUGGAGUUGAUGAACAUGCAAUAAGAUCUGCAGAGGAGAAUAAAGAAGUGAUGGAAAAUGAAAGCCCCGUCUAUACUGGGGAUCUUGCCGAUCAAUCCCAAAUUAAGAAAGAUAUAGGUUGCCUGGACUCGUGUUGUGGAUUCAAUGGUAGUGAACAUAUUAAGACUAGCACGGAGGACAACAGUACGUUGAAUACAUCCCAUAUAUCCGAAAGCCAAUCUGUACAUAGCCCUUCAAAGCUUAACAAGAAUGCUUCUAAUUCUGGUGUUCUGCGUUAUGCUCUUCAUCUUCGUUUUUUAUGCCCCUUUCCAAAGAAAUAUUCAAGGACAGUCCAGAUGUGCAAAUCUGAUCCUUCUGCUCAAUCAAGAAAUGGCACGAACAUUGAACGGCGAUUCUACUUAUAUAAUGAUAUGAGAGUGGUGUUCCCUCAACGUCAUUCGGAUUCUGAUGAGGGAAAGCUACACGUGGAAUAUCAUUUCCCAUCGGAUCCAAAAUACUUCGACAUCAGCAACUAAAAGGUCCAGUUAUGUCCUCCUUUGAUCAUCUUUGUACAUAUGUGUACAUAUAUUUCCUGUCAUCAUAUCCCUUGAAGGGGCAACAACCCCAUUUCAUCUGUAAAGAUUUUCAUUCAUAAUAAAUGGAUUAUUUUCAUUU